CGACAACGUUUUAAUGGUCUGGACGAAAACCAUUAUGCUUCCAAAAUGAGAGAAGAGAGAGAAGCACAAGCAAUUGGACAGGAGCAGAGAAACGAAUUCAGUCUGAACAACAACAAAAAAGUACGGUCCACAGAGAGAGAGAGAGAAAUAGACCAGAGUUCGGACAAUGGAGAUUCAAGAUCCUUUGAAUCCGGAUCCGGAUCCGAACCCGAGUUCCGACAACAACAACAAGGCUUCUUCUUCAUCUUCUCAGUCUCAAAAUAGGCCAAAUAUCACGUCGUUUCCGAACCCGACCCUCCCCUUCCGGGGCUCAGGCCACCGGAGGUCCCAAUCCGAGGUACAUUUCCGGAUCUCCGACGACAUCGAUCUGCUCUCGGAUCCAUUCGACGCCCCAUCCGCGAGUUUCGAGGAGCUCGCAUCCGAAGACGACCUCUUCUGCACGUACAUGGACAUCGAGAAAUUCGGAUCCAAACUCGAUGAUGGAUCCUCUUCCGCCCCGAAACCCGACAAUGCCGGUGGCCUUGGAGGUGGUUCUGUAUAUACGGAGAGUGGUAGUGGUGAUGUCAGAGGAGGAGGGGGAGGAGAGAAAAGCUCUAGGCCGAGACACCGGCAUAGCAAUUCAGUGGACGGCUCUUCGAUUAUGGAUACGAUUGACGCCAAGAAAGCCAUGGCUCCUGAUAAGCUUGCUGAGUUGUGGGCUAUUGAUCCUAAGCGAGCUAAGAGGAUUUUGGCAAAUCGACAGUCUGCUGCUCGCUCAAAAGAGAGGAAGGCACGUUACAUAUCAGAACUAGAGAGAAAAGUUCAAACACUACAAACAGAAGCAACAACCCUUUCUGCACAACUAACACUUUUCCAGAGAGAUACAACAGGCUUAAGUACUGAAAACACAGAGCUUAAGCUUCGGUUACAAGCUAUGGAACAACAAGCUCAGUUACGUGAUGCUCUUAAUGAAGCACUGAAGAAAGAAGUUGAGAGGCUUAAGGUUGCCACUGGAGAAAUGUUGACACAUACUGAUACUUACAAUCUGGGAAUGCACCAAAUGCCAUAUGCCCAGUCUUCCUUCUUCUCAAAUCAACCACAACCAGGGCCUGGUGAACCCCAGAACAUUCAAAUGCCACAGUUUCGGUCAUUCCAGUCUAAUACAUCCACUUCCCAGCAGCCUCUGCUUGCUGCUUCUCGCUCACAUGCUUUCUCAGAGAUGUUACAGCAGGAUCCUAUUGGCCGAUUGCAGGGGCUCGAUAUCAGUAGUAGAAGCUCUCAUAUAGUGAAGCAUGAAGUGACCUCCAUUUCUGCCAGUGAAAGCGGCUCCAGAUUUUGAUGCAUUUAUUUCUCACCUCCUCAUGGUUCUACCUCAUUUGUUGGAUUGUUCAUAGACUGACCUUAUUGACAGCCAAAGGUACAGUUUUAGGGUUAUAUAUCUGAACUGUUUUUUUCUUUUGAUUGGGUUUAAUUUUUUGGCUAGCUUGUUAGCUCCUAAGUUAUUCAUGGAAUUCUUUUCAAUUCAAUUUCAUAUUCAUUUCUCGGGGUUGCUAAUGUGGGAAGACAGGGUUAUGCUUAUUCCCAAUGGUUUAGAGAUACAACUUUUCCUUUCAAGGGGUUCCCUAUAUAAUCUGUUCAUUUGUGACUUUGAAAUGUGCAGUGGGAAAAUCUUUUUUGUUCUCUCUC
This is a messenger RNA of Ziziphus jujuba (common jujube), 1665 nucleotides long. Its product is annotated as transcription factor RF2b. The coding region runs from base 167 to 1318 and encodes 383 amino acids. Gene Ontology annotation, molecular function: DNA-binding transcription factor activity. Gene Ontology annotation, cellular component: nucleus. NCBI's taxonomy places the organism in Eukaryota, Viridiplantae, Streptophyta, Magnoliopsida, Rosales, Rhamnaceae. Gene Ontology annotation, biological process: regulation of DNA-templated transcription. The record is from RefSeq and is a predicted model, not a curated record. The transcript has 4 exons.